Molecule: messenger RNA, 2129 nt
Organism: Daucus carota subsp. sativus
Lineage: Eukaryota; Viridiplantae; Streptophyta; Magnoliopsida; Apiales; Apiaceae
Exons: 3
Coding region: 405-1805 (466 amino acids)
Source: RefSeq, a predicted model, not a curated record
AAAGGGGUAUGUAUUGCAUUUCCCAGAUUCUGAUUAUUCCUGAUAUGCAAAAGCAAAACGUGUAAUCAGAUUUUGAGUUACACUUUUAGCACCUGAAGAAGAAGCCCAUUUAUAUCCCUUGGAAAUCACUGCUCCCUCCAUUGUCUUUGUGUACAAGACAAACCAAUAUCCCAGCUCUAUCUUUUCUUGACGUCUAGCGUCUCCUGUCCUUUUUACUGUAAUAAAAUUAAGUCUUUCUUGUAGCGGGAAUUUCUUUCAACUUUGCUUUCUCAAGAUUUUGAUUUUCUUGAUUUGGGUUUUGCUGCAAUUUUCGAUUUUUGGCUUCUUUUCUUUUCACCUGAAUUCAGAUCUUUAUAGAGUGACAAGAAUUUGUUUCCACCCUGUCUGCUGCCAGAGAGAGUGGCAUGCCUUUAAGGAUGUCAGAAACAAGUGUUUUAGCCCUGAGAGAAGCACUUGCUUCUCAACAACAACUUCUUCAGAAGCUUUACAAUGAGUUAGAUAAGGAAAGAGAAGCUUCUUCUACUGCAGCAAGUGAAGCAUUGUCAAUGAUCUUGCGUCUUCAAGGAGAAAAGGCUGCGGUCAAGAUGGAAGCGGAGCAUUAUAAGAGAUUGGCAGAGGAAAAGAUGUGUUAUGCGGAGGAAUCAAUACAGAUUUUUGAAGAUAUUAUGUAUCAGAAAGAAAUGGAAAUUGCUUCUCUAGAUUAUCAAGUUCAGGCUUAUAAGUAUAAGCUACUAAGUCUUGGAUGUAAUGAUCCUGAAUCCGGGGAGCUGAAAUUCCCUGAGAACUUGCUCCAAAGGAAGGAGAAUUUGAUUGAGGAGACUAGUGCCCGAAAUAUUUCAAGGAGGAAUUCUGCUCCUCCGGUUCCUUUUAAGUUUUCGUAUUUUAAGAAUAAAGGUGUUACUGAAAGAGAGAGGUCUGAAAGUCCGGAGACUGACAUGAGUACACUACGCGUAGUGGAGGAGCACACAAGUGAAGAAGUUAGUGACCAGAAUUUGGGUUCUGAAAAGCAGUAUGGCGUUUCUGCUAUCGGUGACAAAAAUUCGUAUUGGGAACAAAUCAGACUGUUAGAUGAGCAAGUGAAUAAGAUAGCAGGAGAAGAGUACAGAAAGUUGAGGAGUCGUUCAAGGUCUCCUUCACUGAUUUCACAAGGCAGCAGUAGUAUCAUGUUUGGUGAUGCCAUGAAAGAAACCAUAACUAUUGAGGCAGAGGAAUUGACGCAUCCAAGUAAUUCACUUGUAUACGAAGGUACUAGGAAUUCCAGUUAUGUGUCUGUUCAUGAUGUUUUUGAAGUUCCACAAACAUCUGAGACCAUCAGCUGUGGUGAAUGCAAAGCUAAAGAUGAGGGGAAAAUGAUUUUGCAAGUUAGUGAGAAAUGUGGAGUUCCAGAACUCUAUGCAAACGAGGCCAUCAAACAAUGCAUCAAAGAUCAAGCUGACUCUUUGGGUGAAAUGCUUCUAGCUAAAAACUGCAAGCCUAUUGAAGUAUGUCAACCAUCUGAGGGGGUCUCUGUUGAUUGCCACUUGGCAUUAGUUCACCCUACUGUAGGUUAUUCUGAAACGCAGAAUGAAGUUCAAGAAUUUCAUAUGCCAUCUGAGAUAGUCGAGUUGACCCCAGCCUCAAGGCAAGAAUCUAACAAUAAUAGAGGGGAAGAUGAACUGAGGUUGUUAAGCUCAAUUCAGGAGCAACUAAACUCAAUUCAGAACGAGAUAAGAAGUUUGAAACCAAAGGAGUCGAAGAAAUGUUCUCUCCAGGAGGAUUUGUCUAUGGCUUCUUUACAGGAGGCGAUGCUACAUUUUUGGCUAUGAUCAAGCUAUACCAGUUCAUUAUCAGUCGCCAACAACAGUUAGGAGCUCCGAUAUACUGAAGGUUGUACUUUGCUUGUAAAGUUUGAAGUGUCCCAGUACAUAAGGAAUUCAAAGAAGAUACUGCUUGGUUUUUGAGUUUUUUGUUCUAAAGUUACCGUGUACAGAAAUGGCAAGCCUGUAGAUUAUUGACAUAGCAGUAUAGUCGAAAUUGUCAUCAAACUGCACUAAGGUUUUCUCUUAAUACUCUUUUCUGGGGAUUUUCUAGCGUGACAGCUGAUGAAUGUAUGAUUUUAUUGAUUUAGUAAGAAAAAACUUUGUGUGACA